CUAGCCUUGUAAACGAGAGUGCAGCAACGCCAAUGGGUGGCGAAACGUCAUUUUGAGUCAUGGCGGCGCUCAUUCUCUCACGUUUAUCAUUGCUCCUGUUCUGACCGGACCUGAGCUUUCUUCGCCUUUCUUCUGGGGCUCCCAAGAGGAGGAUCGGUAAAGAAUGAGUGGAUCGCAGAAUGAUUACUUGUCAGAGGCAGAGGAGCAGCAAUUGAAGGCAAUGAUGCUCCAAUGUAAAGGGGCAGCAUUUGAUGCCGAAACACUCAUAGAAAAGCUCACGACUGACAUCUCAUCGCUGGAUGGUGCAAACAUACACACUCUGGUCGGAUCCGAGAAGCAAGUUCACGAAGUCUUGGCGCAGCUUCAAGAUGCUUUGGACGAGAUUGAGAUCGUGGAAAAAAGGCUCACAGCAUACGAGGACAAAUUAUCUGGGGUCCGUGAAAUGGUGGUCGAUUUGGAGGAGAAGAAUCGCAUGCUACAGACAAAGAACACUAACAAGAAAGCUCUGCUAGAUGAGUUAUCUUCGUUUUUGAGCCAGCAAGAUUUGAAAGAAGAAUAUGUGAAUGCUCUAAAUGCUGCUGAUUUCUCAAAUGUGAGUCUCCUGAUAAAAGCCAGUGAUGACCUCCAGAGAGCCCUAAAUCCCAAUGUCUCAUCAUGCUUGACUAAGAUGAGUGCCUAUCAGGAACAGAAGAAGAAACAUGAACGACUCAAGGUCAAAUUCUCCCAGAAGUUGCAGAUGCACCUCAAAAACAUGUUCACACACCUGAGUAGUGUGGCAGCUGGAGGAGAAGGGGUGACUGUACAACCCGUGGAAGAGCUGAGCCUCGCAGGUCAUUCGGCCAUCCAUCGACUCCUCAGACCGUUCACCCCGCUCGUGAGAUGGAUGAGGGACUUGGACCCAGCUGGAUAUUCUAAUCUCUUGCAAGCAUAUUGUACAGCUGCCUCCAGACUUUAUAGCAGAGACAUUCAGCAGUUCUUCCAGGAUGCACAUCGCAUCAUGGAGAAGAAAGGAGAAGGGGACAAGUCAGAUGAAGGCAGUUGGUUGAAGGCAUUGUCCUCUUCACCCAAGUCUUCCAAUGUAGCCCCUCUUCUUGGAGCUGACAGAGAGCAGUUUCUGCAUGCAACUGCAACAAGUACAUGGGAUGCCCAGAGGCGAGUGUUUGAAGGCCUGGUGGAGCGGUUGCUGGGCCAACUAGAACCUGUUUGCCUUGCUGAGCAAGAUUUCUGCCUCCGUUUCUUUCACAUGGAGGAGAGGUCCAAGAAGCAAAAGGAGCUCAGCCUAGAAAUGAGGAAGAUGAUGAGUGCCCUUUUUGUUAACUUGGAGCCUGAGUUUCUAGCCUUCAUGUCUCACUAUGAGAAAGUGGAUUCCCAUUACUGCAUGAUUCUGCUGGUGAGAUUGAGCAAGCAUGUCCUGCGGGCCGAAGACACAGGAUCCUUCUUGGCUGUUACAUUUGGAUCAGCACUCAUUCAGGCCAAGAGGUCCUUUGACAAGAUGAUGAGCCUUCACAUCACUUCUCUCCAUGAUUACAAGUCAAAUCGUUCUCGCAAAGCUGGCAUCCUUCCCUUCAUCCUCAACUUUGAGGACUUUGCCAAGGCAGCUGAAAGAAUCUUUGAAGGUAGCCACAGAAGAACAGACUUGGAAAAGUGGUACUCUAGGAUCUGUGCCGUGAUCUUCGAGACAGUGGAACGGAUUGCAAAGGAACAUGGGAAGACUCCUUCCCAGGUCAUCCGAAUGGAGAAUUAUCAUCACCUGUUCUCUGUGCUAUCUGAGCUGAAGAUUACAGCUCUGGAGAAGGAGCGGAAGGAGACAAAAAGUCACUAUAAGGCUGCUCUGGAUGAUUAUGUCAACACUUAUUUUGGCCAUCCCCUUGAAAAGCUUCAUGUGUUCUUCGAGGGAGUGCAGACUAAGGUGGCUGAAGGAGUGAAGGAAUCUGAGAUUGGCUACCAGCUGGCCUUCUCCAAGCAAGAGCUUCGACGUCUUAUUAAGGAAUAUCCCAAAAAAGAAGUCCAAAAAGGACUUCAGCAUCUUUACCAAAAAGUAGAAAGGCAUCUCUCUGAAGAUGAAAGUCUGCUCCAGGUGGUGUGGAGAGCAAUGCAGGAAGAAUUCAUUAAGCAGUACAAAGGGAUGGAUGAGCUCAUCCAGCGAUGUUACCCUGGUGCACAGAUCUCACUUGAAUUCAAUAUUGAUGACAUCCUAGAAAUAUUUUCAGAGAUUGCCCAACUACAUUAACAAUCCCCCUGGGGAAGGCUGGCAGAUUGCACAAAUGACUACUAUUACUACAAUUUCAUAUGAGGAAAUGAUGAAACCAACUGAGCGUUUUCUCUGCUACAUCCAUUCUGUGAACACAAUUUCAUCAUUCUGGUAGAUUCAAACAACCAGAUGUUGGUAAUCAUUGAAG
This is a messenger RNA of Darwinula stevensoni, 2399 nucleotides long. The record is from the annotation of a GenBank genome assembly. Lineage: Eukaryota; Metazoa; Arthropoda; Ostracoda; Podocopida; Darwinulidae.